Messenger RNA from Gongylonema pulchrum, 491 nucleotides. Lineage: Eukaryota; Metazoa; Nematoda; Chromadorea; Rhabditida; Gongylonematidae. The record is from the annotation of a GenBank genome assembly.
UUUUUUGUAUUCGCGGAUGGUGUGGUCGUGUUUUGGGGGAUUAAUCACAUCGAGGUAACUAGCAUACAGUUACUCAACAUUAAAUUUCGCAGUCAAAUUUUGGGUAUUCUAUCCGAAUAUACCGAAUUACCAUAUGCAGCCUCAUUGGUGCUAGAAGAAACCGAUACAUUAUCUUUUCGCAUGGUCAAGGAAGGUGAAACACGAAUGAAGGGUGAACAACUGCUGCUGAACUUUACGGAUUAUCUAGAUGGUCAUUUUUCCUCUCUGGCAACCUUAGAGCGUUUCGCUUUCUCUCAUGGAAUGGCCGCUUCUGGUAAGCAUUCGAUCAACUUGAACACAAAUCUGAUUGAUUCCGAUUUUUACUGGGAGAAACAGGACUUGGAGCCAAUGCUGAAUGCACAGCUGGAUUACUGUAGUGAAAUACUGAAGGUGGUGAAUGAUAUGCAAACGCACAACCUUGUAAGUUUUUUAUUUUUUUUGCUUUUUUAAGA